CUUUUGUUUUUGUUUCUUUGUUGCAGUGGAAUAUAAUAACUGAAAACUAUAUAGGUACAUAUAUGCGGUGUUUAUUGUGAUUGCGACACACGUGAGAAUUAAACGGCUCUGCAAGGACCCUUGGAUUACCUUGCGGGCCAAACAACAACAACACCAAGAACCAACCCGAACAGCAGCAGAAGAAAACAAUCAAACAAAAAGCAAGAAAAAAAAAAGGCGGCCAAGUGGAAAGUGGUGCAGACAAAACAAAAAGUGAGUACAAAGACGCCCGCCGGCAACAGGCAGAGCUGUGGCGCUGCAGCCGCAGAAAAUGGCCGCAGUAGCAGCUGAAGUAGCAACCGAAAUAGCGACAACAACAACAACAACCACAGCAACAGCAACAGCAACAACUGCAGCAACAUAUUGACAAACUGAUUGAAUGAAUGAGAAGAGCAGCAACAGCGGCGACGGCUGCGCGGAUUGCUGAAGUUGUUGACGACGACGAUGAUGAUGAUGAUGAUGAUGAUGAUGAUGAUGAAGACGAUGAAGCCGAGCAGCCAAAACUACGACACAACAAUGCCAAUGCCAAGUGCCAACAACAAAAGCGGAAAUUAAGUGCCAAAGGCAACGACAGCAACCGCAACGAAGCAAAAUCAAAACUAAAUUUACAUAACAAAACAAGCAGCAGCUGAAAGCACAGCAGACGAGGCAAAAAAGCAUAAUCAAAAUAUACAGCAGCAGCAACAGCAGCAGCAGCAACAGAAACUCAAGCAGCAACAGCAACGGCAAGCAACAACCGCAACAUGGCAAUCGCUGCAGUGGGCAGCAGCAGCAGCCAUUGUGGGCGUGGCCCGGCCAGCUUGUGGUUGAUUUGGCUGCUGUUGGCGGCACCAGCAUAUGCGGCACCCGCAAAGACAGCAACUGUUGCUGAAGUGACAAUAGCAGCAACAGCACCAGCAGCAGCAGCAGCAGCAGCAGCAACAUCAAAUGUAGCAACAGCAGCGCAACAGCUGCAAAUAGGCGUUGAAGGCGAUACGCCCACAUUGAUUGCAACUGGCAGGCAGCAACAUGUGAGCCAGGCAACCACAAAAGCAACAACAACAACCUCUACGACAACAUCACCAACAACAACAACAACAACCUCUACGACAACAACACCAGCAACAACAACAACAACAGCUGCACCAGCGGCAAUCACAACUGCGAGUCUGACAACAGCAACAAGCAUUGCCAGCAACAGCAGCAGCACUGCAACAGCAACCACAGCAGCAACCUCCACAACAACAACAACAGCGAGCAGCAACCAUUUGCCGGAAUCGGUGGUGCAGUUGCUCGAUCUGGAAGUGACUGCAGCGCCACCUCAGAACAAAGGACACGACGGCCUCAAGCUGACCAAAAAGAAGCAGCUGCAACAGCAACACUUUCACGCCACCAGCACGUCACCAGCAGCAGCAGCAGCAGCAGCAACAGGAAUGCUGCAGCCGGUGGCUAAUGGCUAUUUGGGACCCAUUUUCAUGGGCGAAAAGACAUUCAGUGUGGUGCAUCCACUAAAAAAGCCGCAACCAGCACAAGAACAGGAGCAACCAAAGGUGGAUACGGAGUCGAUUGAGUCGCAGCUGCGUGAAGGACGCAUUGUUGAGAUUCUGGCGCCAACAGCGUUGCUCGAGAGCAGCACAACAACAACCAGCAGCAGCAGCAGCAGCACGACAACUGACAGCAACAGCAACAGCAACAACUUGGGCAGCAGCACUUCAACAACCACCACAAGUCGCCCCAUUUUGCCGCAUGCAAUGCUCUCGACAACUGUUUUCCAAGUGCCCGAACAGCAACAGCAGCAACAACCGACAGCCACAACAACAACUACAACCACAACAACAACAACAACAGCGAGCAGCACUCGCUUGCCAUUUGUGGCUGCUGUUGCUGAAAUAAGUGCGGUGCAAGCAACAGCACCUCGGACUGAAUCCAAAAUCUCCGACAUACAAAUCGAGGUCUAUGACUCGACGGUGGAUUCGAUUGUGGCCUCAACGAAUUUCCGCGAUAAUCAAGGCUAUUAUCCGUUGCCCCUGGAGCCAGCGAUGGGCACCACAAAGCCACCACCAAGUUCGCCGGUGGUGCAAGAGCGUUUCACCCAAUACGUGAUCGAUCGAGCGGAUGUCUCCACACAACCCGCUGAGCCAGGGGUGGGAAAACCGGAGCCGGCGGCGAUUGAGAUACAUAUCAAUGUGUCGGAGGCCUUUGGCAGCGAGAGCGAAGAUCUUGAGUUCUCGUAUCGCCAGCCAGCGAAUAAACCAGCAAGCAAAUCAAAUGAUGAGAUACUUGUGGUCGAGAUCAUUGACAGCAGUACCGAGAACAUUUCGUCGAGCGCCAGUUCCGAGCAUUUGUUCAACUAUCCCGGAGCAUCGCAGCCACAGCCAGCGGUGAGGCCACCGCAAACGCAGGAUGCAACCGACGAGCUGUUUAUGGCGGAUCGUGGCAAUGGUUUGCCGCGACCACCGCAUCCGCCACCGCCGCCACCGAUGCCGCGCAAGCCGAGCAUCGAUCGGGAUUCCGAUACGAUAUUCUACAUCUCGAACACCGAGGUGAAGGUGGGCGAAUCGCUGCCCACCGCCAGCAGCAGCAGCAGCAGCAGCAACAACGAGCAGCAGCAGCAACGCAAACUGCAGCUGGAGAAUCAAUUCUUUCCAGCCAGCUACAUUAUGGAGCAACAACAGCAACAGCAACAACAACAGCAGCAGCAACAGAAGCUGCAGCGUAGCUCCUCCGAGGACAUUAUACUUUCACCGCUUCACAACACUGCCGAUGCGCUGAAGAUACUGAGAAGUCCGGCCAUGUCUGGGGAUGGGGCUCCGCCCUUGGAUGUCACCUAUGUGGGGGAAUCGGUCAUUGAGGUGGAGCAACAAGCGUUGCCCUCGACACAGCAGCCGCCGUUGAUGGUCGCCAGCGUUCAACCGCAAGCGGACAUCAUCAUACAGCCAGCGGUGUUGCCGGAUCUGGCGAUUGGAGUGCCGGUGAUUGGUGAGCUGCCGCCACAGAUUGAGCUCAAGGAGAUCGACUAUAUGCCUGGCGAGCUCUUGGGCCAGAGUCAGGGUGGCAUCUAUGAGAAUGACAUCGAGAGCAAUAGCCUGGGCAUGGGCAUGGGCAUGGGCAUCGGUCAACCGGAUCCCGAUGUCAUCGAGAGUUCCAUUCAAUAUGGCGGGGAUUUGAUCGAUGAUGGCGCUGGCGGUGGCUUCGAUGGUGUCGAGGGUUCGUAUCCCUUCGAUAGUCCCGCGCAUCGGUUGCAACAGCACCAGGUCAACGGACAUCGCUACAGUCAUUUGCAUCGCGAACAGUUGCCAGUCGCCGAGCUCCUGAAUGCCACGUUGCAGCAACAGCACAACAAUGAUAGCGGCAACAUCUCGGAACUUGGGGGUGCUUCGGCCAUGGCACCGUUGCAGCAUGGCGGAGCUCAGUUCUUCGAGACACACACCAGGAAUCCCUCAAUGUCGGAGCAACCAGCAGGUUAUUUCAAUCUCAUUGCUGUCUCGGUGGGUCUCAUCAUUGUUGUGCUCGCCGCUGGACUCCUGACUUCCAUGUAUUGUGCAGUUCGUUAUUUCUUGAACAAGAAUGCGACUUCGAGUGCCGCUGGCGAUGACAGCGAACAGGGACAGGGACAGGACUCAAAGCAAGAGUUGUCAUCGGUGGCUGCCUCAUCGCCUGUGUCGCAGCACAGCAGCAAUCGCGAGAGUAAUAAUCCGCAACUGGAUUGCAAACAGAAUCCGCAGCAUCCAAAUGCCGCCCUAAUACGCUCCAUGUCGUUGGCCUUGGCCAGCGGCGUGCAGCGCAUUGAGUUUCAGUUUGAGGCACGUGCCGAACAGCAGCAGCAAACGCCGAGUGGCACCACAACGCCCUUGGCCACGCCCACAUCGACAUUUGCCGGCGGCUUUGCAUUCAGCGGUUCCGUCACUAAGAUGACGCUCAAAGAUAAUCAUCUCAUUGUCGUCACUGAAGAGCGACACGAUAUUUCGCGCAACGCACGCGAAACCAAAAUGCACACAGACAAGGACGGUGUCUUUGUGGUGGAAGUGGCACGUGGCAUCGACUCCAAACAGCCACCCGAUAGCCCAGCUGCAGCCGCUGCAGCAGCUGCUUCCGCUGACAUCACCGAGCUGCCCUUUGACACUUCGAACAGCAAUGGCGGGCUGAAGCAAUCGUCGGCGGCUUUGGAGAAUCGCUCGUUGCCACCGAAUCACGAACAGGUGCAGAUCCAUGCACCGCCCAGCGACUUUGCCAAUCCCUUGCCCACAGGUGGAGCAGCUGGUGGAGCAGUAGCAGCUUCCGCUGCUGGUUUGCAUCUCAUUGAGGAGGAAACACUUGCGGCCGAUGAGGAGGCAAUGAUGUUGCCCGAGUCGCAGCCAUUGCAAGCCACCGCUGCCACGGGUUUGUCGCAAUCGGAUUUGAGUUCCACAUCGUCGAGUGAUUCGAACAAACGUUACUCGUAUGGCAACCAGGAGCUGUAUGUCAUCGAUCAGCCCGGUUAUGUGACUAAUGCCCCAACGGUGAUUAGUAUUCCACUGCUGAUCAGCGAAGAGACAGCAGUUGAGCAACAGCAACAGCAGCAGCCACAACAGCAAUCGCCCCAGCAACAGCAAAAGAAAGAGGAGCCAGAGAAGCAGCUUAAGGAGCAGCAGCAGACUACUGAGCAAAGGGAGCAAAGGGAAGACAAGACAGAGAUGCAAAAGGAAGCAAAGUCAGAGUUGCAAAAGGCUGCUGAACAGUUAGAGCAGCCAAAGGAAGCAAAGUUAGAGCUGCAAAAGGAGGAAGGUAAACAGUUAGAGCAGCCAAAGGAAGCAAAGUCAGAGCAGCACAAUGAAGAGCAGCCGGAGCCUAAGAAAGAGCAACAGAUUGAGCUGACAGAGGAGCAGACAAAUGACAUUGAGCAGCAGUCAGAGCUGAACAUAACUGACGCAGAAGUCAGAACUCCGAAAAUGACUGACGAGCAAGAGCUAAAAAGCAAGACAGCAGAGGACAAAGAGGUAGUCGAGGAAGCUCCUAAGACGGAAACUCAACAGGAGAAGCAACAGGAAAGUCCUGCGAAGGAAACACAAGAAGAGAAGCAACAGGAAACUUCUGAGACAGAGAUUCAAGAGGAGACACCAAGAGAAUCGCUAAAGGAAGAGACUCAGAAUGAACUAGAGAUUCAGCAAGAGAAUGAACUACAGACUCAACAACAGAAUGAACUCGAACUGACUCAACAGGAGGAGACUCAACCGGAGCCUCAAGGUGGAGCAGAGUUGCCAGCAGAGGAGCCCGAGUUAAAGUCUCAGCCACUUUGUAGCGAGGAGCAACCGAAGCCAGAGCCAAUUGUGGAAGCCGAGUGUAACUACGAUAGUUUGAUGAGUCUGCCGGAACCGCCGACAAACGAAGAGAUUAUGAACGAGGAGCUCAACGAUUACGCGCUAAUGGAAUCGAAUCAAUUGGAUUCGCUGCCACCGCCACCGCCACCGCCGCCAGCAUCAGCAGCAGCCGUGAUCAAUGACAAUGGUCACAACAACAAUAAGGAGCUGCCACCUCUGAGCAAUGGGAAGUCAGACCAAGGCGGACCAGGAGCAGACGCAGAGCCAUCGACAUUGACGCCACCCGCCUCGCCGCCAGCAUCGCCAACAGCAUCGGCCACAGCAUCGUCAACAGCAACAGCUACGCUCUGCGGUGGCGGUGCUCUCAGCAAUGGCAUCCAUGCGGUGGCUGUCAAUGGCAGUUAAGAGCAGACCGACACACAAAUUGAUGAUGGAAGGAGGGAAAAAAAAACCAAAAGGUAAGCUCGAAAUGAAAUAGUGCACUACAUUUUAAGAGGAUGUGUUUUUUUUUUAUUGCGUGUAUAUUGAGGAUGCGAAAUGCAAGAAAGGCAUUCAAUUCGCCGCAAUCCUUUCGCGCCUCAAUGAAUGUUUAGGCUAGGCUAAGGGCAAUAGGCUGGCAAUAAGCCUAAUCUAAUACGAAAAGAAUACAACCAAAUAUUUAUAUUAAUAAUAAUGAUAUACUAUUUCAAUUUUUCCACUUAACUGUUUGUUGAUUUUCAAAAUAUUGAAACAAAAAAACAAAACAAAACAAAAAUCACAAAAAAAAAACCAAAAACAAAAACAAAUGAUAAUAUUUAAGAACAAUUCAAAUUCCGAUUAAUAUAAAUAAAUCAUAAUUAAUUGUUUGUCUAUUUGCGGCUGGCGCCAAACCCCCGAAAAAGAAAAAACAAAAGAAGCGCUGGCCAACACUGCUAUUUCAAUGUCUAUCUACAAACUACGAAAAAACAUUUGAAUAAAUAUACUAUAUGAAAAAGAGGGAAACAACAAAACAAAACAAAUAAUAAUAAUAACCACCCUCUACCAUACCAUAGAGCUCUCCCCACCUCCCCGUCACAAUGUGGUAUAAUCGUACGACAUAUUCAACAAAAAGAAAAAAAAAUCGACAAAAAAAUAUCGAAACAAUACGAAAAAUCUGCAUAAAUACAUAUAUUCAAUGAAUUACUAUCUACAUACAAAUAGAUACAUACGAAAUUGCGAACGAAAAACCAAUUCAUAAAUUUAAUUCCCGCAACUGCAGUCUCUUUAAAAUGAUCUCAAACAACCUAAACUACGCCAACGUGCUCAUUGAACUCAGCUAACAAAAGUCUCUUAGCUUGCUAAUUUGGCACAAAGACUUCAACAAGUGUUGAGAGUGAAAAACUUGAAAUCUUUUUGAGAUGCAAACACACUAAUGAAUUCAUUUAUCAUAGAAACAAUAGAACUACAACUUAAACGUAGUAUUCGUAGCAUCAACAUCAUUUUUGAAAUCAAAGUGAACUUAGUUAGCUUACGCGUUUGAGCAGUAGAACUUUUUUUAUACAGGCUUUUUGAAAUCCACUCACACACAGAUACACAGAGACACAAAUUCGUAAUUAGUACGGCAACUAACCCAAUGAACUCAGUUAUCUUAGCAGCUGCGCAGACAAAAUUUGGUACGUAGACUACAAUUCGUCUAGGCAAGCAAUAUGCAAAAUCUUUUUGAAAUCAAUGCAACAGUUUUUUCGUUCGUAUUUAGUACGGCAACUUAUUCAAUGAAAUCACUCUUCUUAGCAACUGCGCAGUUAAAAUUAAGUAUGGAGACUAGAAUUGGGCUUGUCAAGCAAAAUGCAAAAUUUUUUUGAAAUCAAUGCAACAGUUUUUUCGUUAGAUAGACAGAAAGCCAAAAGUCGCAAGCGGACAUAGCGCAUUUACAAGUCGUGCGAUUGCGACUUUAUAACACCGAUUUAUAUACAUACAUAUAUAUACUUUCAAACAUUUCUUUAACGUGACAAGUAAUCAAAUGUGCCGAAAUUUACACAGAAGAAGAAGAACAACAACAACCAAACAACAACACACACAAUUUACAAUAACAAAUUUAUACAAUAUACUUAUGAACUUUACUUAUACUACAACAUACAACUGAGUAAAAAACAACUUGUGUAAUCUUUUAAGCAAAACGAAAAAAUAAAAAAACAGAAAAUUAGUAACUAGAAAAAUAGUUUCACAUACUAAACUAAAAUACAAACAGAAAGAGGACUUCAAAUUCAAAGUAAUUAAUACGAAAAAAAGGAGUAAAAAACAUUAAAUAUUAACUAUAUAUGAAUGUACUAUGUAUGGCUAAGAUAAACAAUUAAAUGAACAAAAACAAAGAACGAAGAAAAAAUGGAAUACUUAGUGAAAAGCAAAAUCAAAUAAAUGAAUUAUAGACGAAAGAUUAAGAUCGAACUCUUUAAAUAGACGUAAAAUCGAAUAUUUAUUAAAUGCAAGUCAAGAUUUCAAUAUGAGAAAAAAACCAAAUUGAUAAGAUUAUAACAAAAUAAUAUAAUAAAUGGUAAUAAUGAUAGAUGAAAGAAUAAUGCGUGAACUGCAAGUGACGCGUAUUUUAUACAAGUAGAAAAUUCUAUGCAAUACCCAAAGGAUAUAGCAAGUUAUAUAUACACAAGAUCGGUUCAGAUCGGUUGAUUUUAAGUUUCUCUUUAAGUUUCUCAAUUUUCUCAAUUGUUGAUUCCGAUGAUUGUUUCAAUUGUUUUAUUGACAAUUUGUUUUUUUCCUUUGUUGCUUGUGUCUGACAUAAGAUGCAACGACGAACGAUGAAUUAUUGGAUAUGAAUAUAUAUAUAUAUAUACAAAUAUGAAAUAUAAUACUAAAAUAUGAAAUACUUAUAUAAUCAUACAUAGAACUAACUCUAAGCGAGUGUAGUUAAACAUUUUUUUUUUUUUU
Messenger RNA from Drosophila sulfurigaster albostrigata, 8213 nucleotides. RefSeq lists its product as uncharacterized. Gene Ontology annotation, cellular component: microtubule cytoskeleton. The transcript has 6 exons. The record is from RefSeq and is a predicted model, not a curated record. NCBI's taxonomy places the organism in Eukaryota, Metazoa, Arthropoda, Insecta, Diptera, Drosophilidae. Gene Ontology annotation, biological process: microtubule cytoskeleton organization. The coding region runs from base 783 to 5720 and encodes 1645 amino acids.